AUGUCGCAUACAGGGACUUUUAGGGGAACGCCCAAUAAGACUAUCGGGAGACGAGGGCUGCCCGAUUUCGAGUCCCCCGGUGCCGCUUCUCACAUCCCCCGACCCCGUCCCGACCGUCCAGAAUCUUCCCUCACCAACAACUCUACCCACACACCGACCAGCGACGUCGGAACCGGCACCAUGAGCGCCGCCAGCAGCAGACAGAGACAGAACCAGUCGAAGCGUGAUGAGGCUAUUCGCCGCAAGAUGGAGGCCGACCUCAACAAAAAGAGGCAGAACCCGAAACAGGCGAGAGGAUCCCGCAAGGCCCCUCCAGGCACCGUCCUCGCCCUGAAGCCCAGCCAGGCUCUUCAAAUUAAGCCAUCCAUGAGCAUCGCCGAGGCAGCGCAGUUGAUGGCCGCCAAGCGGGAGGAUUGUGUGUUGGUUACCGACGACGAUGACCGUAUCGCCGGCAUCUUCACCGCAAAGGAUCUGGCAUUCCGUGUUGUUGGUUUGGGCUUGAAGGCCCGCGAGGUUUCAGUCAGCGAAAUCAUGACCAAGAACCCUCUUUGCGCCCGCACCGAUACCAGCGCUACCGAUGCGCUCGACCUGAUGGUCCGGAAGGGCUUCAGACACCUUCCUGUUAUGGACGAGAACCAGGAUAUUUCCGGUGUUUUGGAUAUUACCAAGUGCUUCUACGAUGCUAUGGAGAAGCUAGAGCGUGCAUACAGCUCCUCCCGCAAGCUGUACGAUGCUCUGGAGGGUGUCCAGACGGAACUUGGCUCGAGUCAGCCCCAGCAAGUCAUCCAGUAUGUCGAGGCGCUGCGAUCCAAGAUGUCCGGUCCGACCCUUGAGACUGUCCUUGACGGUAUGCCGCCCGUGACCGUGUCCGUUCGUACAUCUGUCAAGGAGGCCGCGGCCAUGAUGAAGGAGCACCACACCACUGCUUUGCUUGUACAGGACCAGGGCUCCAUUACCGGUAUCUUUACCAGCAAGGACAUUGUUCUUCGUGUUAUUGCCCCUGGUCUUGACCCAGCCACUUGUAGCGUUGUCCGCGUUAUGACUCCCCACCCCGACUUCGCCCCGUCCGACAUGAGCAUUCAAGCUGCUCUCCGGAAGAUGCAUGAUGGUCACUACCUUAACCUCCCCGUCAUGAAUGAGGGCGGUGAGAUCGUUGGCAUGGUGGAUGUGUUGAAGCUCACCUAUGCCACCCUGGAGCAGAUCAACACCAUGCAAACACACGAUGAUGAAGGUCCCGCCUGGAACAAGUUCUGGCUCUCCAUGGAUAACGAGUCCGACUCGAUGGUUUCUGGUAGCCAGAACCACCAGCCACAUACACCCCACCGCUCUGUUAUGAGCCCCGAUAUGGCUCGGUCAGGCUACGAUAACAGCGUUCUUCCCAACGACUCCGCAUCGCACAACGGCGGCGAGGAGCACUCCGAAGUUGCCUCGCAGCACCCCCAGCCCCCGGCUGAGGACGCUCCCUUCCCCUUCAAAUUCAAGGCUCCCAGUGGCCGUGUGCACCGUGUGAACGUGUUGACUGCCGCGGGUGUUACCGAUCUAGUCGUGCAGGUGACUGCCAAGCUGGGUGCAGAGCUUGAGGCUGUUGGUGGUGGAGCCAUCGUUGAGGAGGGCCGUCUCAGCAACACGGGCUACGCUCUCAGCUACAUGGAUAACGAGGGCGACACCGUUUCCAUCACCACCGACCAAGACAUGGUCGAUGCUAUUAACCUUGCCCGCCGCACCCAUCGUGAGAAGGUCGAUCUAUUUGUUCACGACCCUACCCAGCCUCCUAUUCCCGUCACCCUUGAGCCGCAGCCUGUCAAGCCCGCAACUCCCAUCAUCGAGGAACGCAGCAGCCCCAUCCCCGAGUCAACUCCCGAAGAGCCCCUUCUGAACAAACCCCGGGCCUUCCCCUCUCACUCGUCUGAGGAGCAGCUCAUCAACGGAGUGCCUAAUGACCUGCUUCUUCCUGGAGCGAUCGUCACCCUCGCUGCCGUUAUUGCUGGUGUGUUCAUUCUUAGCCGGCCCAGCGGUCGUUAA
Penicillium atrosanguineum is the source of this 2022-nucleotide messenger RNA. RefSeq names its product CBS and PB1 domain protein. NCBI's taxonomy places the organism in Eukaryota, Fungi, Ascomycota, Eurotiomycetes, Eurotiales, Aspergillaceae. Gene Ontology annotation, molecular function: protein binding. The coding region runs from base 1 to 2022 and encodes 673 amino acids. The record is from RefSeq and is a predicted model, not a curated record. The transcript has 4 exons.